Messenger RNA from Gymnodraco acuticeps, 1752 nucleotides. RefSeq names its product T-box transcription factor TBX2b-like. The record is from RefSeq and is a predicted model, not a curated record. Gene Ontology annotation, biological process: heart looping; regulation of transcription by RNA polymerase II; positive regulation of DNA-templated transcription. Gene Ontology annotation, cellular component: nucleus. NCBI's taxonomy places the organism in Eukaryota, Metazoa, Chordata, Actinopteri, Perciformes, Bathydraconidae. The coding region runs from base 1 to 1752 and encodes 583 amino acids. Gene Ontology annotation, molecular function: RNA polymerase II cis-regulatory region sequence-specific DNA binding; DNA-binding transcription factor activity, RNA polymerase II-specific. The transcript is spliced from 7 exons.
AUGAGAUAUCCAGUUGACGCAGCGGCUACCAUGGCGUCUUACCAUCCUUUCCAAGCUCAUCGACCAGGUGCCUUGCCCUUAUCAGCCUUCCUUAACGCCGCUCAGCCCUGCUUUUUCCCCGGGCUUGCGUUCCCAGACGUGACAUCGCUGUCCGUGCCUCUCCCGGAGCACCCUGCCUCCGACGCGGGGCUGAUGCGCGCAGCUCUGGGACGCCAGGAUCAGCCGGUAACUCUCCCGCGGACACUGAAGAGCCUGCAGACAGAGGAAGAGCUGGAGGAUGACCCGAAAGUCACACUGGAUGCAAAUCACUUAUGGACUGAAUUCCACAAAAUGGGAACUGAGAUGGUUAUCACAAAAUCGGGAAGGAGGAUGUUUCCGGCUUAUAAAGUGCGAGUAGAUGGUCUGGUUGAAACAGCAAAGUAUAUUCUGCUGAUGGACAUCGUCGCUGUUGAUGACUGUCGCUACAAGUUCCACAACUCCCGCUGGGUGGUGGCUGGAAAAGCUGACCCAGAGAUGCCAAAGCGCAUGUACAUCCACCCGGACAGCCCGUCCAAAGGGGAGCAGUGGAUGAGCAAGCCUGUCGCUUUCCAUAAACUCAAACUCACCAAUAACAUUUCGGAUAAGCAUGGAUAUACAAUUUUGAAUUCCAUGCAUAAAUACCAGCCCAGGUUUCAUGUUGUGAGGGCCAACGACAUCAUGAAGCUUCCGUACAGCACCUUUCGGACGUAUGUCUUCCCUGAGACCGAGUUCAUAGCUGUCACUGCGUAUCAGAAUGAAAAGAUUACACAGCUGAAAAUAGACAACAAUCCCUUUGCCAAAGGAUUCCGAGACGCAGGGAAUGGUAGACGAGAAAAGAGAAAUAAGCCUUUCACCAUUUCUUCGCUGCACGAGAGCCAAGGCAAAGCGGACCAGGACUAUGCUGAUUCUGAUGACUCGUGUGAACACCCCAGAGAUCCCAUGUAUUCCCCUCGCAAGCUGGUCAGAAGCCCCCUGAUGUACACACCAACCUGUCCAGAUGACAAUAAUAUUGGAAGUGACUCAGAAAUUGAGCUCGAAGAUGAGGACAUUGCAGAAGCCAGUCGUUCGAGGAUUGAACAUACUUUCAGCGACGACAAUCAGGACUUAACAACAGAGAGGACAACGUUUCCAUCAUCAGAUAAGAUGAACUCUUUGGAGAUUGAUUCUUUGAAAAAGCACGCUAGCGGAAUCAAAGAUGGGGUGCUGCCAAUGAAGUUACAAACGCAGAGUUUAUCAUCCCUCAACGGCGAUUACCUUCAGACUUUGGAUUACUCGAGUGCGCAGAGCCAACAGUUUCUUAAGUUCGGGUCGCCUUUGUUGUUUCAUCCGGGACAGUUGUCGGGGAAACCAGAGGGUGUGUUGUCAGCUCUGCCUGGAGUAGAAAAUGGAGGACUGACAUCUCAAAGCAUCGCAUCUUCAUCGCCCUUCUUGUUUCACCUGUCACAGCAGAUGCUUGCAUCUCAGGGACUCUCACUGUCACCCUUUGGAGGACUCUUCUCCUAUCCCUACGGCUACAUGGCAGCCCCAGCUCUCCCCUCCUGCUCUGCGACCUCCACACUGGCCAGGAACCAGUGUUUUCGCAGCUCUCGGCCUUGGUUGCGAUUCAACCCUUAUCAGAUCCCCACCACCCCUGCCACCUCAGGCCUCACCUCAAUCUCCAACACCCAACGUGAGCUGUCCAAAUCAGGGAGCAGAGAGUCAAGUCCAGUGUCUCACAAAACCAAGGCCAAGUAG